AUGGCUAACGAAAAAAGAUGUUAUCAGGUAAAACAAUUAUCAGUCAAUGUUUAUUGUAUUCGUGAAGAUGAUUAUUGCAAUCAUAAACCUUUGAUGUAUUUAAUUAUUGGUUAUGAGAAAAAGACAGGUAAUAAUUGGCAAUUUUCUUCUCUUGGUCCUAACGGUCUUACGGUAAAUGUUGAAGCAUUGUGUGCAUCCGAUCGUAAUCCAUACUACACCGAACUUCGUGAUAGUGAAUACGACUAUGCAAUAAUAGAGCUUGGUGAUAGUGAUCAUGAUAAAUUAGGAGUGCUUCAUACACCUGGGCACACACCGGAUUCACUAUCUCUCAAAACGGUUAUUUAUUGCGAUUUGUUUCAUCAAUAUAAUGAAGUUAUACUAACUUAUCUGCAUAUUUUUAAAUCGAUUAAUAUUUUUUAA
Messenger RNA from Brugia malayi, 420 nucleotides. RefSeq lists its product as uncharacterized. The record is from RefSeq and is a predicted model, not a curated record. Bases 1 to 420 code for a protein of 139 amino acids. The transcript has 5 exons. NCBI's taxonomy places the organism in Eukaryota, Metazoa, Nematoda, Chromadorea, Rhabditida, Onchocercidae.